Messenger RNA from Rattus norvegicus (Norway rat), 919 nucleotides. It is a transcript of the gene Ptmal1, whose product is annotated as prothymosin alpha like 1. The record is from RefSeq and is a predicted model, not a curated record. Lineage: Eukaryota; Metazoa; Chordata; Mammalia; Rodentia; Muridae.
UUGAGUGUUGAUAUUCUUUGUAAAUUUAGUUUAUCUGUUUGAUUCUCAUUUUUGUAUUUUUGUUUUUGAUGUUUUUAUUUAUUCAUGUAUUUUUUUCCUUUUUGAAAGAGAAAGAGCAUGUAGUUGGAUGGGUAAAGAAUUGGUGGGAAUCUGGGAGGAGUUGGGGGAGAGCAAAGAAUAUGAUUAAAAUAUAUUGUGUGGCCCAUUGGCUGAUCUGAAAAGCCAUCUUUGCAUCGUUCUUGGGUCACUUGAGCCAUCUUUGCAGCAGACUUCUGCAGCUUUCUCACCAGAGUCCUUGAACUGGAUUUCUUUCUCACUUGCUGCAUCGCACCAACGGGCAUGCCUCACUCACCAUGUCAGUCCCAGCAGUAGACACCAGCUCCAAGAUCACCACCAAAGACUUGAAGGAGAAGAAAGUUGUGAAGGAGGCAGAGAAUGGAAAAGAAGCAGUUGCCAAUGGGAAUGCUAAUGAGGAAAAUGAGGAGCAGGGGGCUGAUAGUGAGGUUGCUGUAAAAAAAAAGGAAGACUGUGGGGAAGAGGAGGAGGAGGAGGAGGAAGAAAGUGAUGAUGAGGAAGAGGAUGAAAAUGAAGAUGCGGAAUCUGAGGCUCCUAGGGGCAAGCAGGUAGCCAAAGAUGAUGAGGAUGAUGAUGUUGACACCAAGAAGCAGAAGACUGAUGAGGAUGACUAGACAGCAAAAGGAAAAGCUAACCUUAUACACCUUGACCUAUUCACCCUUCUCUUCCCCUCUCAGAAUUUAAAUGUGGAGAAGCAGGCCCCACCCAUGCACAUUGGGCAGUGCCACCCACAAAUGACAUGCACUUUCUACCACCCCACCAAAAUCAUACCAUGAAUUUGCAACAGGGGAAGAAAAAAAGAACCAAAACUUCCCAGAUUCUGCUUUUUUUCUUAAAUAUAUUU